AUGAAGGACCUAGCGCAGCUGUACCUCCUCGCAGCCCUCGCGGUUGUUCCAUCGCUAGCGCAGGACAUGAGCCCCUACCCCCAGUUCAGUCCCGAGUUCAAGCCUAUGGGUAAUCCCACGCCCGAAUUCGAAAACCUCUACCCGGCAAUUGUUCCUGGCGCCGCUGCAUCCAGACUUGGAAAACGGCAAAACUCGUGCCCGACGUCCAACAGCUACUUCUGCCCGAGCACAGGAAGGUGCUGUCCUACCGGGUACACUUGCAACGGGGAUACCACGAACGGGUGGUGCUGUCCAGUUGGCGGAGUUUGCGAUGGGUCGCUUUCCUACUGUCCUUCCGGACAAACAGAUUGUACCAGCAUUAUUGGUGUUAGCGGGUGCUGUCCCACGGCUACGCACGAGUGCUCAAAGGCCGGCGGAACCCCGGGGUGCCGGAGACUUGGCACUUCCGGUGGCUCAUCUAGCUCCAGUACCAGCACUUGUGAUGCUGGGAAUUAUCGGUGCACGGGCGGCGGCUGCUGUCCUAACGGGUGGACAUGUGUCGCUGGCACGAGCACCUGCCGGAAGCCAUGCGACGCGGACUGGACCCAAUGUUCUCCUAGCGGGUGCUGCAAGCCGGGAUACACUUGCUGCGCUUCUGGCGGGUGCUGUGAGUCGGGAUACUCUUGUAAUGACACCAGGGGGACGUGUCUGAAGAAUACGGGGGGGAGCAAACCUAGCACAACACGGUCUUCAACGGAACCCACUACCACGAGCACAACAAAGCCCUCAACCGAACCCACCACCAUCUCGAGCACAUCACGCCUUUCAACGAGACCCACCACCAUCUCUGACAAUUCCCUCGUCAACCCCUUCACCUCAAUAUCAGUGAGACCGACUUCCACCGUCGCCGACACAGAACCCACAUCGUUCCCCAAGCCUGAGAACGAAAAUCCCUCGGGGAGCGCGGAGGCCGGGGAGUCGAGUCCUGUUCCCCUUACAACAGCGCCGCCAAACGGGGGCAAUGCCAUAAAGCCG
Tuber aestivum (summer truffle) is the source of this 1014-nucleotide messenger RNA. NCBI's taxonomy places the organism in Eukaryota, Fungi, Ascomycota, Pezizomycetes, Pezizales, Tuberaceae. The record is from the annotation of a GenBank genome assembly.